Peronospora belbahrii is the source of this 474-nucleotide messenger RNA. Lineage: Eukaryota; Oomycota; Peronosporomycetes; Peronosporales; Peronosporaceae. The record is from the annotation of a GenBank genome assembly.
AUGGUGACAUUGCCAUUACAAUCACCGGAUGCCAAGUCUUGUCCGUUUCUGGUACAAUUUGUCAAAGACUUGCUAAACGUUGACCAGUGUCUUGACCCCACUGGACGAUGCUUUGGUCCCGUCCGCAUACUAUUUUCUCACAUUUUCUACGAGUCUGAGCUGUCGUUUGCAGUGGUGAACCUAAAGCCAAUUGUACCAGGACAUGUCUUGGUGGUGCCGAAGCGACCAGUAGCACGCUUUGAAAUGCUAGAUGUGGAUGAAGUGCGCGACCUGUGGACCACUGCCCAGCUGGUGGGCAAGCAAGCAGAGCGUCAUUACAACGCAUCUUCUCGCACCUUUGCAAUCCAGGAUGGCAAGGAAGCAGGUCAAACAAUCUUACACGUGCAUAUUCACGUCAUUCCACACAUGGUGCAAGAUUUUUUCAAUGCAAUGACGACAUUUACACAGCAAUUGAACAGCACGAACAAACUUUAG